Messenger RNA from Triticum turgidum subsp. durum (durum wheat), 825 nucleotides. The record is from the annotation of a GenBank genome assembly. Lineage: Eukaryota; Viridiplantae; Streptophyta; Magnoliopsida; Poales; Poaceae.
AUGGGGGCGCCCAAGGAGGACGAGAAGGGGCACACAUGCGGCGGCUGGAAGAGUGAGGAUGGAAGUUUGUAUUGUGGAUAUUCUAGCUUGAGAGGGAGAAGAGCAAGUAUGGAAGACUUCUACGACAUGAGAUCAUCUAAAAUGGAUGCUAAAAACAUAAACCUUUUUGGAGUAUUUGAUGGACAUGGUGGUUCAUGUGCCGCUGAGUAUCUCAAGGAGCACUUAUUUGAAAAUCUCCUGAAACACCCCUCUUUCAUUACUGAUACAAAAACAGCAAUAAGUGAGAGCUAUAUGAAGACUGACUCAGAUUUCUUGGAUGCUGAAACCAAUAUUCAUAGAGAGGCUGGGUCAACUGCAUCAACAGCAAUUUUUGUUGGCAACCACCUCUAUGUGGCAAAUGUUGGCGAUUCACGGGCUGUAAUAUCGAAGGCGGGCAAAGCUAUUGUGCUCUCUGAUGAUCACAAACCAGACAGAAGUGACGAGCGGGAACGGAUUGAAAAUGCUGGAGGAGUUGUUACAUUUAGUGGAACAUGGAGGGUAGGUGGUGUACUUGCCAUGUCUCGGGCAUUUGGAGAUCGUUUGUUGAAGCCGUUUGUUGUUGCAGAGCCUGAGAUUCAGGAACAAGAAAUAGAUGAUGAAUUGGAGUAUCUGAUUUUGGCUAGUGAUGGCCUGUGGGACGUGGUGUCAAAUGAGCACGCCGUUGCAUUUGUGAAGGAGGAGGUGGGCUCUGAAGCUGCGGCCCGAAAGCUGACAGAGAUCGCUUUCACGCGUGGGAGCACCGACAAUAUAACAUGCAUAGUUGUAGAGUUUCACCGUGCCAAAUAA